GUUCAUCUUGCUUUCCCAGGCGGCUCCCGAAGAUGGCGGAGGGGCAGGUCCUGGUGCUGGAUGGCCGAGGCCAUCUCCUGGGCCGUCUGGCGGCCAUCGUGGCCAAGCAGGUUCUGCUGGGCCGGAAGGUGGUGGUUGUGCGCUGCAAGGGCAUCAACAUUUCUGGCAACUUCUACAGAAACAAGUUAAAGUACCUGGCCUUCCUCCGCAAGCGGAUGAACACCAACCCGUCCCGCGGCCCCUACCACUUCCGGGCCCCCAGCCGCAUCUUCUGGUGGACCGUGCGAGGUAUGCUGCCACACAAGACCAAACGAGGCCAGGCCGCCCUGGACCGCCUCAAGGUGUUCGAUGGGAUCCCGCCACCCUAUGACAAGAAAAAGCGGAUGGUGGUUCCUGCUGCCCUCAAGGUGGUCCGCCUGAAGCCCACAAGGAAGUUUGCCUACCUGGGCCGCCUGGCUCCUGAGGUUGGCUGGAAGUAUCAGGUGGUGACAGCCACCCUGGAAGAGAAAAGGAAGGAGAAGGCCAAGAUCCACUACCGGAAGAAGAAACAGAUUAUGAGGCUACGGAAACAGGCCGAAAAGAACGUGGAGAAGAAAAUCAGCAAGUUCACAGAGGUCCUCAAGACCCACGGACUCCUGGUCUGAGCCCAAUAAAAACUGUUUAUGCCUCA
Messenger RNA from Heterocephalus glaber (naked mole-rat), 670 nucleotides. RefSeq names its product large ribosomal subunit protein uL13. Gene Ontology annotation, biological process: translation; negative regulation of translation. The record is from RefSeq and is a predicted model, not a curated record. Gene Ontology annotation, molecular function: structural constituent of ribosome; mRNA binding. Lineage: Eukaryota; Metazoa; Chordata; Mammalia; Rodentia; Bathyergidae. Gene Ontology annotation, cellular component: ribosome; cytosolic large ribosomal subunit.